This is a messenger RNA of Kwoniella botswanensis, 558 nucleotides long. RefSeq lists its product as uncharacterized. The record is from RefSeq and is a predicted model, not a curated record. The transcript has 5 exons. Gene Ontology annotation, molecular function: phosphatase activity. Lineage: Eukaryota; Fungi; Basidiomycota; Tremellomycetes; Tremellales; Cryptococcaceae. Gene Ontology annotation, biological process: protein dephosphorylation. Bases 1 to 558 code for a protein of 185 amino acids.
AUGGCGAAGAUUGUACCUCCUAUGAACUUUGGAUUGGUCGAAGAUGGCUUCUAUCGAUCAGCCCAGCCAUCCGAACUGAAUUUUUCAUUUCUCGAAAAACUAAAUCUCAAGACGAUAAUAUGGGUAGGAGCUGAGGAACCUUCCGAAAUACUGUUGUCUUUCUUAGAUUCUCAAGGUAUAACUCUACACAAUCUCGCUCCUCAAGUAUCGUUGAACCCUCAUUUCCCACCGCCAUAUACGGAUAGUGGGGUCGUACCUAUCUCUGAUCAUUACCACCUCCCUCCCCUUCCACCUCCUCCUGAACCACUAAUCAUCCAAUCCCUCACUCUCCUCCUCCGUCCAUCAACUUUCCCCACAUUGGUAUGCUGUAACAUGGGAAGACAUCGUACAGGAACGGUAGUGGGCUGUUAUAGGAAAUUACAGAGAUGGGCUUUGAGUAGUAUAUUAGAGGAAUAUAGGAGGUACGCCGGGAUGAAAGUCAGGAUAUUGAAUGAACAGUUUAUCGAACUGUUUGAUACGGAUUUGGUGUCUAUAACGGCCGAACAAGCUGUAGCGUGA